Molecule: messenger RNA, 2069 nt
Organism: Syngnathus typhle (broad-nosed pipefish)
Lineage: Eukaryota; Metazoa; Chordata; Actinopteri; Syngnathiformes; Syngnathidae
Gene: prkag1
Product: protein kinase, AMP-activated, gamma 1 non-catalytic subunit
Exons: 13
Coding region: 130-1122 (330 amino acids)
Source: RefSeq, a predicted model, not a curated record
ACCAGUAUUACGGUAAUAGCCUGUCGGCCAUUCACGAUGCUCUCUGGUUCGACUCGUAGCUGAUGCACCGGAAUUGCUUGUCACACGACCCAGCUGGCUGAGGAGGAGACGCGACAACGCGAUUGGAAUAUGGAGUGUAUACCGGCAACUGUGGAAGAGCUUGACAACAAAAAGGAUCCAGUGAUUGAAGAUCCUGAGCGCAAUGUGUACACCAGGUUCAUGAAGUCCCAUCGCUGUUAUGAUCUCGUACCCACCAGCUCCAAAUUGGUUGUUUUCGACACAUCCCUCCAGGUAAAGAAGGCAUUUUUUGCCCUUGUUUCCAAUGGGGUGAGGGCAGCUCCCCUAUGGGACAGUAACAAGCAGUGCUUUGUUGGCAUGCUAACCAUCACAGACUUCAUUAACAUCCUUCAUCGCUACUAUAAAUCCCCUCUGGUUCAGAUUUAUGAGUUGGAGGAGCACAAAAUAGAAACAUGGAGAGAAUUGUAUCUUCAAGACUCUUUUAAGCCCUUGGUUAGCAUAUCACCUAAUGCCAGCUUGUAUGACGCCGUAUCUUCGCUGCUCAAAAACAAGAUCCACAGACUGCCAGUAAUCGACCCCCUGACGGGAAACACUCUCUACAUCCUCACACACAAACGGAUCCUGAAGUUCUUGAAGCUCUUUAUAUCAGAGAUGCCUAAACCGACAUUCCUAGGUCAAACUUUGGAGGCGCUGAACAUCGGGACAUUCCGAAACAUAGCAGUGGUGCGCACAGAUACGCCCUUGUACACGGCGCUGGGUAUUUUUGUAGAGCAACGAGUGUCUGCGCUCCCCGUGGUGGACGACAAAGGUCGAGUGGUGGACAUUUACUCCAAAUUUGAUGUCAUUAAUCUGGCAGCAGAGAAGACUUACAACAACCUUGACUUGACCGUGACCAAAGCCUUGCAGCACCGCUCUCAGUACUUUGAAGGCGUGCUGACCUGCAAUCGCCACGAGACGCUGGAGGCCAUCAUCAACAGACUGGUAGAGGCUGAGGUGCACAGGUUGGUAGUGGUGGAUGAGCGUGAUGUGGUCAAGGGUAUCGUCUCCCUCUCUGAUAUCCUCCAGGCGCUCGUGCUGACCGAUAGAGAUGAGGGCACCGCAUGAGGCGAACACAGUUCACACGACGAGGGGUGAGGCCGGAGUAAAGGGAGGAAGAAGUGAUGUGAGGGAAUGUAGGGGGAGGGGUUGGGAGCUUUUGACAGCAAAAUGAAUGAAUCCCAUUUCUUCAUCCGUGCAAAAAUACAAGUUCACUAAGUUUUAUGAAGUGAGCAAUACGACAUUGCGGCAACACAGUUCCCGUCAAUCGUGCCAAAUUUGACGUCACAAAGCAGACAAGAUGCAAUAACAGUUACAGGAUGCUCGUUUUAAUAUUGAACAGUUGUCAGAUACCAGCUGAAGGAAAACAAAUUCUUGCAUUAGUAUGAUUUAGUUUCAUUUCAAAUUGUUUGUUGAUGUAGUUAGAUAUUUUAAUUGUUAUCUAGCUUGACUGACCCCCUUCCCCUACUUUUGCUAUAUAGGCAUCAUGUUUUCGAAUUGAAUUGUAUCAUCAGCUUAAAAUUGAGGUUUUAAGUAAGUUUUUAAAGUUAAUUAUGAACUAACAGGUUGAAGUUGCGAUGUGUAUGAUAGAAAAUGAACCUUCCGAUCUACCAGCUUCACCAACCGUGCAUUCAUAGACUCACGAAAGACAAUGAUGACAAAGUUUGGUAGCAUCGUGCAUCAGUUUUUAAAAGAUUUGAUAUUUGAAAGACUACUAUCUGUUUUGUUACACAUAUUAUAUUAAAAGGGAUUUGUAUUACCGUACUCUUCACAGCGCUGUGAAAUGGUUCUUUGUUUGGAAAGGGGUCCAAGACUUAAAUAGAAAUGGUCAAACAUGAUUUUUUUUGUCAUUUGAAACACUAUUUCUACGUUUCUGAAUUUAUUUAUGUUGCAUUAGAUUCAUGUAGAGCCAUACUCUUCCGUCUGGAUAAGCAAAGAAUCAGUCACACUUGUCAUGGAAAUGCAGUUUUUGUAUUGAACUGCUGGUAAAGAGCAAUAAAUGUUCUUUAAGAGUU